AUGUACUCGCCUUCACAGAUCGGAGCUUUCGUGCUUAUAAAAAUGAAGGAAACUGCCGAAAACUACCUCGGAACCACUGUACACAAUGCUGUUAUCACUGUUCCCGCAUAUUUCAAUGAUUCACUGAGACAGGCCACGAAAGAUGCAGGACAAAUCGCUGGCUUAAACGUACUUCGAGUCAUCAAUGAGCCUACUGCUCUUGCUUACGGCAUGGAGAAGACAUGA
Messenger RNA from Cylicocyclus nassatus, 225 nucleotides. The record is from the annotation of a GenBank genome assembly. NCBI's taxonomy places the organism in Eukaryota, Metazoa, Nematoda, Chromadorea, Rhabditida, Strongylidae.